This is a messenger RNA of Dicentrarchus labrax (European seabass), 8872 nucleotides long. It is a transcript of the gene syde2, whose product is annotated as synapse defective 1, Rho GTPase, homolog 2 (C. elegans). The transcript is spliced from 8 exons. Gene Ontology annotation, biological process: signal transduction. The record is from RefSeq and is a predicted model, not a curated record. Lineage: Eukaryota; Metazoa; Chordata; Actinopteri; Moronidae. The coding region runs from base 194 to 5362 and encodes 1722 amino acids.
GAGAGAGAGGUGGUGCAGAGAGCCAGGAGUGAGUGAGGCGACAGAGCGGAGGUGACAGCGGAGAAUGGAGAGGAGCCCGUCCGCCCGGCGAGCUUUGACCGCGGCGAGCGAGGAGAACCCACUCGGCCCUUUCCUUCUGGAGCCAGCGUGCUGAAAGAAACCGGGAGGAAUUAACAGGGGGCAAAGGAAAGGAAUGGCUGAUCCUCUGCGGAGGACUUUACUAGCGAAACUCCGGGGGAAGAAAUCCAAGAAAGGAGCUACGGUCGGCGGUGGAUACGGCUCUGCUGCUGCUGCGGCUGCUGCGGCGAAUGGGGGCCGAGAAGGUAAAGAAAAAGUUUUGCAAACGCAGCGAGACUCCGACGAGGCUCGCCCGGUAGUGUUGCUCGCAGGGCUGGAUUGCACGACAGAGAGAAUGAGUACAUAUGAGAAUUGUGUUGACGGGGCGAUGGUGCAAACCGGGGGGGUUGUAAUAGUCCGGGAGAGUCGCGCAGCAGAGUUGGCCGGCGCACGUCUCCAGGAGCGGAGCAGCGGGGGCAGGGUUCGGGUUAAUGAGGAGCUCCUGGGGGUCUCACUUCAAAGAGACGUGCAGUUUGGGGGACACGCGGUGAGGGAGGGAGAUAGGAGCCACCAGGGGCCCAGAACCGGUGGCAAAAUUGCGUUAACGGCGGGAGUCACGCAAGGAGAACCGCAUGUCCACAGAAAACACUUCGUCUCGGUCCCGCAGCAGUGCAGCGUUGGGGAUUCAAUUGGGUUUGGGGACAAUUCAAACCACGUUUUGUACCGUGCACGGGUAGAACCGGAUACCGGGGUGGGUAAACCACCAGAGGGCCGGGUUACUAGUACUGAUAGUGAUGGGACAGAGCCCAGGGACAGAGGACACUCCCGGCACAUGGCAGGGACAGUAGUGGCUGUGAACGAACGCAACGCCAACAGGAGUUUUGACAACCAAACUUUGGAGACAGACACGCCAGUUUGCGCGGCACUUGCGCACCCAAGAAACACGGAAGAGAACAUUUUAAUCAGAAACGUUGAGACUUACGGGCCCGAGUACGCAGGGGACAUUAGAGGGACUGCUGGCACUCUGCAGAGCCCGACGUUUUUCCCCACAGAGUUAGAAAUAUGCGACAUAAACAUGGCAUCCCUGUGCGCCACAGAGGGCUCACUCAGAUACACUUUAGAUAGCGAAGAUGAUGAUUAUUAUGACAAUGAGAUUCUGCCUUUUUAUGAAACUGUGAGGGCAAAAAGUGAUGGCGACAGAGCAGAGGUUGCAGAGCUGCCACAGCCCUGUCAGGAUAAAGGUCAGCUGGAUGACAGUAACAGUGCCCAGGAAACAGACAGGCUUAGGAACCAGCUGAAAGAAGCAUAUUAUCUUCUAAUCAACGCUAUGAAUGAUAUCAACCUGGAUGUCCAGCAGAUUAGCGGUGGUUUAACGGAGCAGCAGGCCACCUCCUCCUGUAGUAGCCACUCCAGGGAUAGCCUGUGCUCCAGGUUGUCUGCCAAAAACAUGGACAGUGACUCCUGGUCCUCAGGGGGCGACCACAGCCCUCAGCAGGUGUCUGACACUGACUCACUCCUGCUUUGCCUCAGUGGAAACCUUGAGUCAUGCCUCAGAGGUAGACUUAACAGUAAGAGUAUGGUGAACCUCUCCUUGACCAAGAAAAGACCCACGUUACUGCGCUCUGCUAGUGACGGAGCUUUCAGGUAUCCAGGUGGACCCUCGCACUUUGUUCGGGCCCCUGGAGCGCAGGGUCUGGUAGUCAUUGGUGAAAAAGGGGCCACAGAGACAAAAGAGGCUGAAGUCGCAGGAGUGGGUGAGCGGUCAGAGCCUCGGGCGCUUUACAGUGCCAUCAGCAGUGAUGAGCUGCUACAGGAAGCUGGCGGUGAUGAAGACCGUGGCGGGCAGCUUAAUGAGAGCAGCGGCUCGGUCAACAGCCUCACAGGUUCGUCAGACAGCAACGCCGAUGCAUCGACACAUCAGGGUCACGACAACAAGCAGGAGCUGACGGGAGUGCGAGCACAGGGGGCUAACCCUGCCAACAAGGGGCACGGUGUCACUGUCAACAAGAUGCAAGAGUGGAUGCACAAGGGCCGUUUGUUGUCCUCUGAGAUGAAGCAACGCAUCGAGGGCUCAGCUUUGCCCCGUGGUGGAGGCCAAAGCCAGGACCGCUCCUGUCAUCAGGCUAACCUCGGUGGGUGUAAACCGGGGGUCCAGACAUCCAGCCGAGGGGUUAAAUCUAUCAAGACCAAGUCACCUACAAUCAAGUCAUCACGGCAGCAGCAGCCAGCUUUCAUUGAGAAUGUCCAAACCCCCUGUGCUAACGGACGGGAGGUUGGCAGGGCCAAUGAGUCAUGGCGGCCACCGCUCACCACCAUCACUGUCUCCAAGAAGCGGAACUGGCUGCAGCAGAGCUCCCUUGGGAAGAACCACUGCACCAAGGACGAGCUGCAGGGAAUGCUGGGAGCUGAGGAGGAGGGCAACCAGGGCUCCCAUCAGCCCCCACCUCCUCCCAGUCCUUCUCCAGACCACCUGAGACCCUCAGGGGGAGCCCUAUCACGGCCAGCCCGCCUGCACCUGCCUCAGAUUAGCGUCGGUCAGGCCAAAGUGCCUCCUCACCCUCGGAGCGUGGACCCAGCUGAAGAGAAUGACGCCGACGAUGAAGGAGAGAUCUGGUACAACCCGAUCCCUGAGGAUGAAGAACCGGAGACGUCACAGCGACCCUCCGUUCGAUUGUUGGUUCCCCCUCGAGCAGAGCCCCAGAGGAGGCCCAGCAGGGGAGGGGAUGUGGGUCAUGGUGGCAGGAACCCGGGGAGCAGCAGCGGUGCCGGGCCGGAGGCGCUCGGGGAAAGCCUCGGUGGAGGUGGCGGUUCAGGAGAUGGGAGUCAGGGGAACGCUGUACAUUCCACAGAGGCAAUACAUCUGCACAGACAGAUGCUCGCGUGCAAACCUCAGGAGGAGGGUGGGCCUUCCACCAGCAAAGCCACAGAUGGUCCUGACCUGCCCAAUGCCGUCAGCUCUCCUCCAUCCAGCCCGAACCCGGCCAAGAAGAGCAGCUCCAUCAACUGGUCCUUCCCAGACAAGAUCAAGUCCCCGCGCACUGUAAGGAAGAUCUCCAUGAAAAUGAAGAAGCUUCCGGAGCUUAGCCGGAAACUCAGUGUCAAGGGGACACCGAGUAGCAGUAACAGCAACAAUGGAAGUCAGUUAGAGCCUAGAGCCCAUUCUCCGCGAAACAACGGGAGUGGGUCGGAGGUGGCCCCCCAUUCCUCAGGCCCUCCCAGAUUAGCUGCAUCUGGGGGUGGGCAGGCCAGCCGCAAUGUGAUCUCACGCUACCACCUGGACAGCAGUGUGUCCACACAGCACAGCUUCAGCAAGAAGAAAAGUAACGGCAGCUCUAAGUCAGCCAGUAAAGGUGGCUACCUCAGUGAUGGUGACUCACCUGAGCUGGUGGCCAAGUCUGGGAAGCAUGGCUCUGCGGAGGGGAAGGGAGGGAAAGGCAAGGAGACGGAAGGAGGAGGCGGAAGCUCCAAACUCAAUGGCACAGAGCUGGACAUUGAUGCUUUCAGGCAUUACAGCUUCACAGAGCAGCCAAAGUGCAGCCAGUACAUCUCGGGACUGAUGAGCCUGCACUUUUAUGGUGCUGAGGACCUCAAACCUCCACGCGUUGACUCUCGUGACGUCUAUUGUGCCAUCCAAGUGGACUCAGUUAAUAAAGCACGAACCGCUCUCCUCACAUGUCGAACUACCUUCCUAGAUAUGGACCACACCUUCAACAUUGAGCUGGAGAACGCCCAGCACCUGAAGCUGGUGGUGUUCAGCUGGGAGCCCACGCCGAGACGCAACCGUGUCUGCUGCCACGGUACGGUGGUUCUGCCAGCGCUCUUCCGGGUAACACGCUGCCACCAGCUGGCGGUGAAGCUGGAGCCUCGAGGGCUGAUCUAUGUCAAGCUGAGCCUGAUGGAGCAGUGGCAGAACUCGCUGGAUGGUGGGCCAGAUGGAGACAGGGAGCCCCAGGUGUUUGGCGUGGAGGCGUGGCGGGUGGUGGAGAGGGAGAACACAGGACUGAUGGUGCCGCUGCUCAUAAGCAAGUGCAUCAAUGAGAUCGAAAAGAGAGGCUGCCAGGUGGUGGGUCUCUAUCGUCUGUGUGGCUCUGCAGCCGUGAAGAAGGAGCUGCGUGAGGCGUUUGAGAGGGACAGCUACGCCAUAGAGCUGUGUGAAAACACGUAUCCUGACGUUAAUGUCAUCACAGGAGUGCUGAAGGACUACCUGCGAGAGCUGCCCUACCCUCUGAUCACCAAGAACCUGUAUGAGGCAGUGUUGGAGUCCAUGGCCAUGAGGCCUCUGCGGAUAGGAGCGGCGGGCUGCGAGAACGACCAGGCCGACUCUGAGCACACUGUCAGCCUGCUGGACAUCCUGCCAGAGGUGGAGAGGAUGACACUGCGGAGGCUUCUGGACCACCUAAAGUUGGUAGCGUCCUACCAGGAAGUGAACAAGAUGACGUGUCAGAACCUGGCGGUGUGUUUCGGCCCGGUGCUGCUCAGCCAGCGUCAGGAAGCGUCCUGCCACACCAACCGAGUCUUCAUCGACUCAGAGGAGCUGGCCAGCGCGCUACACUUCAAAAAACACAUCGAAGUCCUGCACUAUCUGCUCCAGCUCUGGCCAGUUGUAGACCUAAAUGGCCACUCCUCCUCCCAGCCCCAUGCAGCCUCUUUGGCUCUGGCCUCAUCUGACCUGCUGUCCGCUCCUCCAUUACGGCGGAGAAAAGAGCGCCCCCAGGUCCUGAACCUCUCUGAAGCGGAGAUGGUGGGUGUUCUGCGGCCCAGACCGGGUCGCCUGGACAGCCCAAGCAACCGCUACGCCGGCGACUGGAGCGGCUGUGGCGAGAGCUACUUCCCUUCUGAAAUUCUGCUGCCUCCCAGCAAAGAGGAGGCGGACUAUGAUGACGUGCCUUCAGAGGAUACAGAGGCAGUUGAGGAGGGCCAGGAGAAGCCUGAUGACGCAGAGGAAGAUGACGGGCAGAAGGUCACAAGCCCCGCGUCUGAUCCUGCUGAGCCAGAGCAAGCUCAGAGAGAGGAGGUAGUGAAGGAGGAGGAAAAGGAGGAAGAAGAGGAGGAGAACAUUGUAGAGAGUGAUAGUUCAGGAAAUGGGCAGGCAUUAGAGGACAAGGAGGAGGAGAGGGUGUGCGACCACAUCCUACCCCCCUGUCUGCCCAAAGAGCACACCUACCAGGCGUACAUGAAGAUCCAGGAUAUCAGCCCCGUGCUGAGCAACAGGGUCAACCUGAGAGACCUGCAGGAGAGCAUCGACACUCUGAUAGGAAACCUGGAGAGAGAGCUCAACAAGAACAAGCUCAACGUCGGAUACUGACUCCUACCACAGUGACACACACACACACAUAUCCACUCACACACUCAUUAAGCCUGUUGAGGUUUGGGGGAAGACCUUAUUUACCGAUCAAGGUGCUUCAGGAUACAGCCACAGUGUUUCCAUGGAGAUCCUGUCAUGUCACCAUGGCAGCGUGGUGCGGUGCUGCUGUAAAAACCUAAAGGAUGAGAUGAGACGACAUGUAACAGGGCACUUCUGGCAUUUGUACCUUACCCAUAGACAUUCCGUAAUGUUUUUAUUUUGCUUUGAUUUUGUCGACUUUAUGUUGUUGUUGUUGUUGGUUUUGUUUCAGUCCGGUUCUGUGUUCCAUGUUGUUAUUGUUGCUUCUCUUCUUAUUAGAAGAACCCAUUGACCCCUCAGGGGUUUAAAAGGUGCCUUAAUUGUGUGAAGGUGGUACGUCAAGAGGAAAAUCCGCUCUGAAAUAAAAUGUCUCCCCUCGUAUGAUCUUGAUACGGUGUUGGCAACCAACACGAUAACCUCUAUGAUGUUAUGAAGAGUUGUUUUUACAUUGAAAAAGGCUACAGUAUAGAUGUACAAAUAGGUACGAAACCACCCUGGGUGCUAUGGGGCUCUUCUCAUGCAAGCUUUCAAUCGGUGAUACUGAUGCCGACAUUCGUAGUUUAAGUUACUGAUAGACCAUUUUCAUAGCAGAAAAUCCCAGUGCUUCCGAGUAUUUUUUUUAGUAGGCUUCUGAAGCAGCAUUUUGGACAUUGGACACUUCCACAUCGAUACAGUGGUAGGAAAAAAUCUAGGACGCGUUAGGCCUUUCAAUUAAGAAAUUAAAUUAAAGUCAGUAAUAAGGUAAUCAAAUAAAAACAAUUAAAAAUGUGCUAAGAAAACAAAAGCAUCCUGUCAGUUCUAUAGUUAAGGCAGGCCCUCUAUUACUUUUGGCAGUGGAAGAAAUGUUCCAAUAUUUUAUUGAACCGCAGAACAUUAGUCUCUAACGCUGAAUGGGAAAACUCUGGAUUUCUCUGGGAUUGUGUUCAGAGUUCAUAGCUUCUGCUGUCUGUUUUCAAGCAUGUAAACACAGUGUUUAGUUACACAAACCGAGAUCAUAGGAGGAACAUGUGUACGUUCUUUUUGAGGGUGGAUUUCCUUUUUAAGGCAGCAGAGAGCUUUUCUAUUGAGGUAUGAAACACUAAAUGUUGUACAACAAUAAUGCACUUAUGAGGCAGGCAGUAGUGUAGAUUGUCAUUAUAGUUCAUGCAGUACAAAACAUAUGGACUGUGGACUGAAUUGAGGGGCAAACAGCCGCCACUGAAACCUCCUCUUAAAGAUUAAGCAAAUAAAGAGUAUGGCUUGAAAUGUAUUUACUUCCUGCAUUGUACGAUAUGCUAAGACACCCAUCUACAGGUAUACACACACCUGUCAGAAUUGGAUGCAAGAUAAGGGUAAUAACACUCUUAUCUCUGUUCACAGAAAGCUGUACAGUAGAGAUUUAUUUGAUUAAGCAGGCAACUAUAAACAGAGAAAAUGUGUUUCAUAUACAGUUUAGGCUUAAAGGUAUAGUCCAACAUUUUGGGAAGAUUGUUUAAUUCACUUUCUCGUAGAGAAUUAGAUGAGAUUGAUUCCACUUUCCUGUCUGUAUGAUAAAUGUUAAGCUAGAACAAACAAACGAAACAAGUUAAUUAACACAAUCUAUCAAGUUUGUUUAAUUCGUGUGGUUACACACGGUCUUUAUGGUACACUAAGAUUAAAGAGUGGUAUCAAUCUUCUCAUCUAACUCUCAGAAAAAAAUAAUCAAAUAAUCUAAAGAUGUCGAACUAUUCCUUUAAAAACCUCCAACCAGUUACCUUCCUGCUUCUCCCAGCUUCUGGCAAAACCGUGAAAUAGCCCGAAUGUGAAGCACAAUUUUCAGAGCAGCAGUGGAAACAAGUGGAGGGCCUCAGUUUGUACGACAUAGCUAGCUGCCUAAAUCGACAAAGGACGUUUUCAGCAAUCCAGGGAUUCAGAAUGAUCAGUAUUUAACCUAUAUGUAUAUGUAUAUAAUUAUAUAAAUGUAUUCGGAGUAUAUUAUUUUUACAGCUUCUAUUUCAAUGGCGUAUUUAAAUACUUCUGAUGACCUCGUAGUGUUGACUAGUAGCGAUAGUCGCUUUUUCUCCCUUCAAGCUACCUGUACACAUCUUAAUGUGCUGGACUAAUGGUACAACUUUAGCUGUAAAAUAUAUGAUAAAAUCGUGCUCUUGCAGAAAAAGUGAUAUUGUUAUUUUUAUUGUAUUGUGUAUAUAUUUGACAUUGUUUUGUGUCUCUGGUGGACUAAGCUGUGUUCAAGAUUUUUGGCGUGUUUUUUUUUUUUUUUAAGGUACUGAACGUUGCAUGGUCAAAAGCUUUACUGACAUAAACAAGGCUCUGUCUCAUCUGCCUUUGUAUUUGAUAUUUAUGUGUAAAAAGACUUAUUUUGCAAUGUAUGCUCGUUUGUUCGUCACCCUGUUCCUCCAGUAGACAGAAGACUGCAUUGGUUAGGCUUUUCUCCAGAGGACUUAAAGGAAGACAUUGAUUCAGUUCUCCAUCUCAAAAAGUCUUAUUUUAAGAAGUGGACAUUUUCAGUUUCAGUACCAAAUUAGCAUCUUUCUAGAAUUUUCUAGAAAAUAAGUCUGAGUAGACGGCCACGCUGAUGCAAGAAUAACUGAACUGACAAGUGAAACCUAUUUCCAGAAUUUACAGAGACUGAUUUUAAGGGGCGCCCUGGUAGCUCACACGGUGACCAAGGCUUUGUUGCAUGUCAUCCCCUUUCUUCCCCCCUUUGCUGUCCCUCUCUCAAGCUGUCUCAAGACAAACCCAUUAAAGCCCCUAAAAAUAUAGUAUUUUUCAGAAAGAGACUGGACUUGAAGAAGAAUUAGCCGAUAAGGUUGACAUUUUGUCAGUUUGCUUUUUUCUUCACAUAUUUUUCAUUUUAUUUUCACCGUUGUUCCACACCCCGCCCUCCUCCAUGCUGUCUGUUCAUGGUCCUGCUGCUUCGUGGUGAAGCUGUGGCUGCUGCUGCUGUCAGUCUGAGCGUGUCCGGUGAAAGUGAGUUUCAGCGGGGUUCCUUUCAAACCAUCUGUCUGCCCGGGCCAACACAAAAAGAACCUUAUUUUUACAGUGAGGAAACCAAUGCAGAGCAUCACCUGCAGUUUGAUCUCAUUUCGAUUUAAUUUGUGGAUUUCUGUCCACAAACUCUUCAAAGAUCCAGUUUUACUGAGAUGUUUUUGUGAGGAAGCCUUCUAAAAAUACACUCUUCCUGUAGUUUUCCUCAGCUGUGUUUGGUUUUACACAUUCAGUAAUUCACUCUUCAGGCAUUCCUGACUGUUUUAGCAUCCUCUCACCUUCUCACCUCUCUGUCACACUGAAUAUAUCAGCAAACCACCUGCAUCUACAUAUGGCUAGUCUUUCUGUCUUGUCCUCUUUGUCCUUUGGAGAGAAAAAUGUCACAUCACUAAACAAAACAGAAAAGUGCUUUGUAUUGAUCCUGAGAAAUGUAUGGUCAUAAUAAAGUAUAUUAUUUUACAUUCA